AUGGCUGGUGUCGUUUAUUUGAUAGCACAAGGACGAGGACAGAACGUUAACGGUCAGUGGCUUCAUAGUUUUAUCCAAAGCAACGGCAGAGGAAUUAAAUACAUUGGUUACGGAGUUCUUGCAGCUGUUUCCAUCUACAUUUUAAUACCAAGUGUAAGCAGUUUAAUAACUGGUAAAGAUAUGUUUCAUUCAAAAAGAAGUGACAGAACUACGACAGGGUUAAUCAACAAUAGAAAUGAUUGUUUUGCCAACUCUUCAGUGCAGGCAUUAUCUGCAUUGCCCAGAUUGACCAGAUAUCUAAACGAUAUUUUGAGCCAAGCUUCUCAAAUGGUCUACGACUUGGAAAAAGAUCAUGAUGCCCCCAAGGAGUUUCAUAAGGCACCAGAACCCUCUCCAGCACCUUCAGCACCUCCUGCUAUAAACAAAUCUCCAGAGGAACUGGAGCAGCAACAUCAAGAACAUAGUCAUCAUUCUAAUCACCUAACUGUACCUCAUGAUCAACUGGGAGCAGCAACUCCAAAAAUUGAGUUGGACCAAAACCCUUUGGAUAUGCAUGUCAAUAGUAUGGUCGAUGUGUCCGCAGAUAGACCAGGCUUACCAGCAUUGAAAUCUACUACCACUAUCAAUACGAUUACAACUUUGAAGGAUGAAGAAGAUGGUGGUGAUGAGACUCCAGAAAUGUCCGUAAACCAAGAAGCUGACGGUGGCGAGGAUAGUGGUGAUACUCCUGUUGACGGAUCGAAUCUGCCCAAAUUACCACUGCAUAGGUCUUUGGCAAGUAUGUUGGAACAAUUGCAACGUACAGUCACCUCUCCAAGACAUCUGUCCAUCUGGCCUCUUUUACACUCUUUGGAAGUCAUCUUCAAUGCGAGAAUCUCAAGUGGUCAAAAUGAUGCUCAUGAAUUGACCCAAGUUAUCUUGGAGACGUUGCAAAAGGAAAAUAAUAAAAUUCGUGAAUUCGCUAAAAAUCAAAAAUUGCCUGUUGAUAUUCCUGAGAUUCCAUUUAGGGGUAAGGUUGCUGAUCAUUUGGUUUGUACCGCAUGUCGUAAUUCGAGCAAGGUCAGAGUUACUCAAUUUAACAUGCUACCACUAGCUGUACCUCAGGCAAUUACUGCUAAACUAGCCGAGAUGGUCUCUGAUAACCAAGUGGAAUCUAUCGAAGGUUAUUCAUGUCUAACUUGUAAAGUGGGGAAAAUCUUGGAAAAUGAAAAGGGUCGUGAUACUUCUAGCUAUGAAACUACUGAACAGAACACUUUAGCAUCUUUGGCAAGAGCUUUCCCCAAUUUAACUAUUAAUGAUGAUGUUUCAGAGGAAUUGAUGAAUUAUAUUAAUGGAUACAACAGAGAUGGGUUAGUUACUUCACAACUUAAGUCUACAAUUGUUAAAAAAAAUGUGGUUGUAGAUGCACCACAGGUACUCCUCAUUCACUUGUCCAGAUCGAUGUUUAAUGGUACCAAUUAUACUAGGAAUCCAUGUGCAGUAAAUUUUGAUGAAAUUCUACAAUUGCAAGAACAAGUAAUUCAAAAUGAUAGAUGUGUGGGGAUCAACAGUGUAAAUUACGAAUUGAAAGCUAUCGUUAAACAUGCAGGUUCUCAUUCUCAAGGUCAUUACCAAUGUUAUAGGCACAAACCUGAUUUUGUCAAAGACAUCGAUACUCAUGCCGUUAUCAAUAGAACACCUGUUAUUGAUGCUAAUUUGAUUAAUAUUCAUGAUCCACAGGACAGUAAAGAAGUGGCAGCUACUGAAAUGAUGGAACCACCACCAACCAAGCAGACUGGUGAUUCUCCAUCCAAUCUAAGUAGCAGUUCUUUGGGCGGUUCAACAGAUUUACCUAAUUCGAACGAUCCUAAUGAUUCGGAUGAUUAUGUCUUGGAUAAUGAUGAUUCUUCAAAGAUGUCAAGAAAACCUUCCACAUUCAGAAAGAUCACCAAUUUCCUAUCGAGAAGAUCCUCUGUUAGCAAUUCUAGUUUAGAUACUCCUGAUGCUCCAGAAUCUGAUAAUGUGGGUCGUGGUAGAAGAUCAACCACAUCUAGAAAUACCGAUGAUCAUAGUAGACCUACAAGCACAGUGAGAAGUUCCACUGGUAACAGAGAAAGUAGUGUUGCUUCUAGACAAGGCGGUACACAGCCUAUUAGAUCUCGUAGCAGAGCCAAUAGUACUUCCUCUCAGCAGAGCUCUCGCAGCAGGGCAGACAGUAUUUCAUCUGACAGAUCUUUAUCCGAUCUAUCAGCGGUCACUUCAUCUGAAAGCAACAACUAUGGGACAACAACUAGCGCCAGUGAUACUGAUAGUACCUCUGGUGCUGAUCCAAUGACUCGUAAGAGACACUUGAAAAAGAUUAAGAGCGUUCUAAAGUACCCAUAUUGGUCCAUUUCAGAUACUGUAGUCCAUGAGGCCAAACCAGAGGAAGUCCUCAACGAAACCAAGUACGUUUAUAUGUUAUUCUACGAACGUGUAAAUGCAUAA
This is a messenger RNA of Zygosaccharomyces rouxii, 2466 nucleotides long. It is a transcript of the gene UBP16, whose product is annotated as putative ubiquitin-specific protease UBP16. Gene Ontology annotation, cellular component: cytosol; nucleus. The transcript has a single exon. The record is from RefSeq and is a predicted model, not a curated record. The coding region runs from base 1 to 2466 and encodes 821 amino acids. Gene Ontology annotation, molecular function: cysteine-type endopeptidase activity; cysteine-type deubiquitinase activity. Gene Ontology annotation, biological process: protein deubiquitination. Lineage: Eukaryota; Fungi; Ascomycota; Saccharomycetes; Saccharomycetales; Saccharomycetaceae.